AUGUUCUCCUACACUCUUUUGUCACCUGACAAUGAGAACACUGUGAUACGGGCGUCUUUGUUGUACUUUGAUCCAGGUAUCAAUAUUUUUGCCGAUCCAAGUUGGGAUGGUGUGGCAGAUCUCUCUUACUUGGACAAGAUCAUUCCUCAAAUAAACGUCAUUCUCUUGUCACAUCCUACGGCAGAUUUUAUUGGCGGGUUUGUGUAUCUGCUGCAAAAGUAUCCAGUGCUGAAAACACUUCCGAUCUACUCGACAUAUCCAAUUACCAAUCUCGGAAAGGUGUCCACCACAGAGUUGUACAGGGCAAAAGGACUUGUGGGGCCCUUAGAAGGUUCUAUUAUGGAAAAAUCUGACAUUGACGAAUGCUUUGACUCAAUCAUACCUUUGAAGUACUCCCAAUCAACUCCUCUUACCGGUAUUGCACAGGGACUCAGUGUCACACCCUACAAUGCGGGGCACUCUUUAGGUGGUACUUUUUGGUCUAUCAACUACAAUAAUGAAAAAAUAGUAUACGCUCCAGCAUGGAACCACUCAAAGGAUAGUUUUUUGAAUUCUGCAACGUUCCUUCAGUCCAACGGUCAUCCUAUCCCUCAAUUGGUAAAACCUGCCAGUGUUAUUACCGGAAGCGACCUAGGCUCUUCCCUAUCCUACAACAAAAAGUUAGAAAAGUUUUUUACUUUGGUAGAUGCCACCAUUGCUCAGAAUGGAACCGUAUUUUUGCCCACAUCAAUGUCCGGUAGAUUUUUGGAACUACUUCACCUUAUGGACCAACACUUGGGAAAUCAACCGAUUCCAGUGCUGCUGGUCGCAUUCACAGGUUCCAAAUCACUGUCAUUAGCAGGAAAUAUGCUGGAGUGGAUGUCUCCAAAGAUUAUAAAAGAUUGGGAAGAAAGAAACGAAACUCCGUUUGACCCGUCGAGGGUGCAAUUGGUCGAUGUUGACGAUUUGGUCCAGUUACCAGGAGCUAAGGUAGUGUUCACAGCUGAUGCGGAUCUGACUAUAGGCUCUACUGCUCACUCAACCCUGGCAAGCAUCUGUAUUGACGAGAAAAAUACGAUCAUAUUUACUGAAAGACCUACAAACUCAAGUUUUGGUGCCUCCAUUUAUGAGAUUUGGGAAAAACUGACUUUAGAACGAAAUGGAAAGCUUGAAGAUGGGUUCCCUGUUCCAUUUGAGAAAUUACUUACAUUCUCCAGAGUCACUUUAAAGAAGUUGACUGGACUAGAGCUAGCCCAAUAUACUGAAAUAGUGAACGAGAGAAAGCAGGAGAAGAGGAAAAAGAGGCAAGUUGAAAAGAUGAAUACUACCAUUCUCGCUGAUAAAAGCAUUGAUAUCAACAAGCCAAUCUCUGAAUUUGAUCCUGCUGCUGUAAAGGCCCUUGAAGAAGAUGAAGAUGAAGAUGAAGAGGAGGAUAAAGAGGAUAUUGGUGUUGAAGAGACAGCGAAUGACGAAAGAGGAAACACUACAACUACCGCAGUGGCUUCCACUAAGAAACAGGAGAAGGACAUUUAUAAGAUUCCAUUGGACUUUGACGUUAGAAAUGCCAAGGGAAGAAACAGAUUGUUUCCUUACCAUUCAAGAAUUCAAGAGACGGAUGAUUAUGGUAUCAAAAUUGACCAUUCUGACUUUGUCAAAGAAGACAAAAGUGAAGAAUUCAGUCGAAUGCUAGAUAAUAAGUUGAAAAGAAACAAUAGAGGAAAGGGAAAUGGUCAUAUGGGAGACGACGACGAUGAUGAUGAUGACGACGAUAAUGACGAUGGAGGUGAAAACGGUCCUGCCAGAAAGAGGAGAAGAAAUGCUAAAAGUGUGAAAGAGACAAUCUACAACUUCGACCCUCUAGUGAACCCAGAAAGACUGCAAUUAACUAGUAAUAUGAUUACUGCAAGAUGCGGGUUGUCGUUUAUUGAUCUUUCAGGAACGGUUGACCUUCGUUCUGUGUUGUUGAUUCUUAAUUCUUUGAAACCAAGGAAUUUGUUGAUUCUUCCGGGUAGAAAAUCACACCGUGAGAAGACUGCAGAAUCUAUUGUCACUUCCAUAAAGUCCAAAAACAGUAGAAACACACAAGUCUACGUAACAAUACCAGAUGAGGCUAUAGAAAUGGAAAGUGCGCAAGCUACUUUAGAAGUCAAAUUGGCAGACACUUUAGAAUCGGAAUUGCAAUGGCAGAACAUUGCAGGAGGAUACAGUGUUGCCUAUGUCAAUGGUGUUUUAGAAACUAUCACCGAUAAAAAGAUUGAAUCACAGACGACUGAGAACGAAGACGAAGGAGACAAGAACAAAGAUGAGUCACACUACCAAGAGUUGGUGUUGAAUCCUCUGGAUCAGCUUUCGACCUUAAAGAGUACAGCACCACUAGCCAUUGGUGACAUCAGAUUGAGUGAUUUAAAAACAAGAUUGUUGGGCCUUCAACUCAAGGCUGAGUUCAAAGGUAAAGGUACCUUGGUAAUUAAUGACGAGAUCAUGAUCAAGAAACUCAAUGACGGUGAAAUCAUGAUUGAUGGAACUUGUAAUGAGUUAUUUUAUGUCAUACGAAGUGCAGUUCAAGGCAUGUUAGCAUAUGUGUAA
Molecule: messenger RNA, 2565 nt
Organism: Komagataella phaffii GS115
Lineage: Eukaryota; Fungi; Ascomycota; Pichiomycetes; Pichiales; Pichiaceae
Exons: 1
Coding region: 1-2565 (854 amino acids)
Biological process (GO): mRNA 3'-end processing by stem-loop binding and cleavage
Cellular component (GO): mRNA cleavage and polyadenylation specificity factor complex
Molecular function (GO): RNA binding
Source: RefSeq, a predicted model, not a curated record